Molecule: messenger RNA, 6855 nt
Organism: Anastrepha ludens (Mexican fruit fly)
Lineage: Eukaryota; Metazoa; Arthropoda; Insecta; Diptera; Tephritidae
Gene: jef
Product: major facilitator superfamily domain-containing protein 6
Exons: 7
Coding region: 1041-3359 (772 amino acids)
Cellular component (GO): membrane
Source: RefSeq, a predicted model, not a curated record
CGGAAAAGCAGUAGUAGCAGCAGUUAGUAGAGCGCCCGCCUGAGUAGUACAGUAUCAGCCGUAGCAGCACAAGCAGCAGCAGCAGCAAUAGGAAAUACUAAUAACUCGUCCUUGCUCUUUUAUGAGCGCUUCUAUUUUAGACGCUCUGGUGGUGUUGUUUGAGCAUUAAAACCAUUUUAUACUUGAAAAAAGGAAUAUAUGAUGUGAAAAGUUACGAAAAAAACUGAAUAUUAAUGCACAUAAAUGUACUUAAUUGCGUGUAGAAAAGUCAAGAUAUAAAAAUUUACUUAGGAAAGCCUUUGAAAAGCAUCUAAAAGGUAACGAAGUGCUUUGGCAGCGAUAAACAGGAAAGCGGAAAAAAUCGAAUUUCUCAUAACUCGGUUGGCCUUCGGAGCGUUGAAGACGAGUGAAAAAAAGUGUGAGGAAAUGUGAGAAUUAAUAUUUAUAAAAUAUUUUAAUAUAACUUACAAAAGUUUAUAAAAACAUAUUUAAAAAGUGUGUAAAAUUAUAUUGGCGUUUAAUUUUCCACCAAAAGAAAAAUAUUUCUGUAAAUUUGCAGUAUUUGUAAAUGCCAACAAAUUUUUUCUUGUGGUUCUCAAGCAGACAAUUGGAAGAGGCAUAUAACAAAGCAGAAUAUUACUCGUAGGAGCAAUGAGUUCAUGAAUGAUUAUUAAUGAAAAAAGACAUGAACAAUGAUAGUGCAACGCUCACGCUUAAACGAAAAUCCAAAAGGUUUAAUUAAAAAAUAGAAGGGAGUAAGAGGAAAGAAAGUUAACGAGCCGUAAGCAUCAUUAGCAGGCGAGAUUAAGUGAGGCCAACGAACGAGAACUGUGUAAGGACUAGGAGGCGACAAAAUAAAAGAACCGAACGAAAGAAUACGCAGACAAAAACACAAGAACAACGAACCAUAUUUAAAACAAAAACAAGAAAAAAACACAAGGACAAUAGCGCUAUUGUUACGUUAGAAAUUCGAGUUUGCAUACCAAAAAUUGCAACUGUCUACAACAGAUAGUGGGGAUCCAAAUAAAAGUUACAUAGGCAUGGCUCAGUAUGGUGGCACGCCCAACCCAUUUGCUGGUAGCGGCGGAGGCGGUGGCUAUGAACAGCAACCCAGCUAUGGCGGCGGCGGUGGUUAUGGCCAACAGAUGGGCGGUUACGAUCAAACAGGUGGAGGUUAUGACCAAAGCGGUGGCGGUUACGAUCAAAGUGGUGGCUAUGGUGGCCAAGCCAUGCCGAAUGCUGGUUUAGGUGCAGUACCACAGCAACCAUAUGGCAUGGCAGCACGUCCGCGUGUUGAUGUGGAAGCCACUGGUGAAGUGGAUCCAACGCUCUAUCCCGAGGCCAAGGAAUCAACGCACAAAAUACGCGGUCAUGCCGAUAUUAUCGAAAUGCUUUUCGGUCCCACUGAACACGAACUCAUACCGGUGAAGGCUUUCUAUUUCUUCUUCUUCGCAGCUUUUGGUUCGCUCUUCCCGCUGAUGGGCGUAUACUUUAAACAGAUGGGUAUGAAUCCGGGCCAAUGUGGCAUAUUGAUUGGUAUGCGUCCAUUUGUGGAGUUCUUAUCGGCACCCUUCUGGGGCUCCUACGCUGAUCGUUGCCGUCAGGGCAAGAAAUUGCUUUUGGCCUCACUCGCUUGCUGGGUGCUGUUUACCAUUCCUUUGAGUUUCAUCAAACCAGAAGCUGUAAAUUGCAUCGAACGCAAGAAUGAAACCGAUUUCGUUUUGACUUUAACGCGCACCAAACGUGACCUCUCCGCUUAUGAUAUGGCCGAUAUGAAUAAAGAAAGCACCGAGAGUUUCGAUACGCCCGCAGCUUUGCGUGGUGCUGCCGCGAUGCCCGCUAUUAAAAUGGAGGAGGACUCGCAUAUUAGACGCAAGCGUUCUUUGAUCCCCCGCAUCGACGCCGGCAUCUCACCCAUCCACAUCAAUUUUGUUAGUAACUACGAUCACAAACAACAUCAGGACUAUGUCAGCCCGAUCUUCUCCUCCAUGGUCUACCGCACACCGGACAUCCAAAAAGCCUUCUUUCUGCUUUUGCUUGUCAUUUUGAUAGGCGAGUUCUUUAGCGCUCCCGCCAUUACACUUGCCGAUUCAGCGGUCAUAACUUUGCUUGGCGACGACGCGGAUAAAUAUGGCCAUCAGCGGAUGUUCGGCUCACUCGGCUGGGGUAUUUCCAUGUUUGUUGUGGGUAUAGUGCUCGAUCAUUCUACACGCUUCUCGCAUCACCCUUGUGGUGCUGGACAUAUGGAAAAAAAUUAUAAUAUCUGCUUUGCCAUUUUCUCGGUGCUGAUGUCUUGUGCCAUCGCUUCGGCGGCAAAGAUUACAUUCAAAUAUGAUCCAAUCGAUAUGGAGCAACAGCCCGCUGAGAAUCCAGAUAUUGCGGCCAAUAAACAAGCAGAAGAUGAGUCUAUGGCCGAGCUGGCCGCGCAGCUGAAUUUGCCUUCGUUGGCGGUUGGUAGUGGUUCGGCAGUGGUGGGUAAGGCACCACAGGCUGCUGUCGGUGCACAGUCGAAAAUAUUUGCUCAAACCACUAAGGAAAUGCCCGAGUGGCUGACUGUGUUGACACAUUUUAAGGAUAUUAAAACCAUUUCCUUCCUAUUCGUGGCCUGGUUCAUGGGCUUUGGCAUUGGCUUGAUUUUCACCUUUCUUUUCUGGCAUCUGCAAGAUUACGGUGGCACACCAACGCUCUUCGGUGUUGCUUCGGUGAUUAAUCACGUAUCCGAGAUCUUUGCUUACUUCUACAGCUUCCGUUUCAUCACGCAAAUCGGUCAUAUUAAAGUGUUGUGCCUGGGAUUGAUGGGCAAUGUGCUACGUUUCUUAUAUAUUUCAUAUACGACCAACCCAUGGAUGGUAUUGCCAUUCGAACUGAUGCAGGGCGUCACGCAUGCCGCCGUAUGGGCCGCCUCCUGUUCAUAUAUUGCGCACAAUACACCCAAACAUCUCAGAGCCUCAGCACAGGGCGUUUUACAAGGCAUACACCACGGACUGGGACGCGGUUGUGGUGCGAUCAUUGGCGGUAUGUUUGUCACAUAUUACGGUACUACGAAAACAUUCCGCGGCUAUGGCUUGGUUUGCCUCGUGGUCUUAGGUAUUUUCAUCUUUGUGAACUUCUAUCGCAAAGAUCAGGGCUUCAUCUCGGAACUGCCACCAACGGAGGAUCCACGUCAGGUGGCGGAGGAGACCUCACAUCUGGCGCCACAUGGUGUGCCCAGUAAUCCGAUACCGCGCGCACUUUCCAAUGCGCGUCUGAACGAGAUGAAUCCAAAUGGUGGCACUGGCAACAGCUACGGCACCUAUCAGACCUCGGGCGGUAAUCUUGAUAUACCUGGUGCCCAGCCACACAAUCCAUUCGCGCAAUAAAUUUAACGAGAAAAUCAAGGACGUGGUGCUUAUUUCCUUGGAGUUUGGACAUAUUUGGGAAAUUAGUGAAGGGUUUGUGAGGUAAAAAGUUUUUGAUGAUUUUGCAUUUACGUAUGCAUGUAAUUAUGUUAGAACAGUUUUGAUGAAAUCUAUUUGUAUAGUUUAAAUAUGUAUAUUGAUAGGAAAAUAUUGUUACUAAAUCUAAACGUGUUAUUAAUAAGAAAACGGAGUUAUAGUAGAGCGCGAGAAUUAGGGAGGAUGCGAAAAGCACGCUGCUGUCCCCUUUGGAAUUAGUUAAGCUCUCAGGAGCACGUCCAAGCGCUGAAAGUUUAUACUACAGACUUUGGCACCAGGGCGGCGAUGAAGCAUCAAAUACCGGUUAUUGUCUUAGCUCUGAGAGAGGUACUAUAAAAAAGUCAGGGACAUUGAAUUUCUCCCAGUCAAUGGGGAUCAUUAUCCAUAUUUCAAGGCUGCGAGUCGAUCUUUUAUCUUCAGUUGGGCGGAAUGUAAGACUUACAACUGGCUAUUAGCGAGCAUUGGAAAAUGGAUGGAAAAGUUGGAAGAGGGAUAUACUCCUAUGAAGUUUUUGAAGCCAUACAUUUGAGUUUCGCCAUCUUUUUCUUCUUCUUGAUCGGCGCAAUAACGAUUUACGCGAUUUUGGCCGACUUUAACAAAGCGCGGCAGUCGUUUCUUUUCCCAACGAAGCUGCUAGAUUUUUAUUUGCUACGCUAAGUCUAUGUCGUUGUAAAGCUCAUACAGCUCAUUGUUCCAUUGCUUGCGAUACUCGCCGUCGCCAAUGUGCAAAGGUCCAAAAAUCAUCCGUAGAAUCUUUCUCUCAAACACUCCAAGUGACGCCUCAUCGGAUGUUGUCAUCGUCCAAGCAUAUGCAACAUACGGGUAUGAUGUGGGUCUUAUAAGGUGUUAGUUUUGUUCAUCGAGAGAUAACUUUUUCGACUAUUUACGUUUAUUUGAGGGAGAGAUAAAUAAUUUCAGAGAAGUGCAUAACCAUUCCAAGGCUUCAAAUCAUUGAUAAUGCGAUCUUAAGUGGUUUUAAAAUAUGUGAAAUAAUCUAUGAACGAAUCGAAAUGAAUUGUGAUCAAAAUUACAAAGGUACUAGGACAGCGUUACCAUAAAUAUUACCAGUAGCAUUAUCACGACCAUGACCACGAGCAAUACCAUUACCAUUCCAAUACCUUUACCAUUACAAUUACCCUUACCAUUAGGAUCGCAUAUAACAUUUCAAGUACUUUUAUCUUCACCAUGACCACGACCUAUAUCAUUUGAAGUACUUUUAUCUUUACCCCGACCACGACCUAUAUAUUACCAUUACUAGUAUCGUUACCAUUCCUUCUUGUCAAUACCAUUACCAUUACAAUUACACUUACCAUUACUUUUAUUUUUACCACGAUUACGACCUAUCAUUUCGAAUAUCAUUACUAUUACCAUUCCAAUACAAUUACCACUAUCAUUGCAACUAUUAAUAUCUUUACCAUUACCCUUACAUUGCCAUAAUCGUUACUGAUGACUUAAGGAGAGUGAGAACGGAAUAAUUAGUGUGAGAUGGUCGAAAGAUCAAGUAUUAAGCUUUUGAGUGCUAGUCGAUACGCGUAUCCAAUUUGUUACUACAGGCUUCACUGGGCGGGUAUAAUCAAAUGAGGUUUAGGAAACUCUUAACACUUCCCAAGGACAAACUGAGAAUGCUCACGGGUAUUCUCCCUGAAUGUGACACCGUAGCGCGAAGAAGGAUGAGACAUCUCGGCCAGAACAAAGGCAAAUAGGCUCAACCCAGCCCAGAGCUAUCUUAAGUUUAAUAAGGGAAAACUGUCAAAGCUCCCUGUUAAAGCUUUAAUUUUUCCACAAAAAAAUUUGCAACAAUUUCAAUGCAAAUAUCUUGAAAAGUAGUACACAAAAAAAAUUAACUCCAUUUGCGGAAUCAGCGAGCGAUUUUACAUGGGAAUUGGAGAGUGGCAGCUGGUGCCAAUUUUUGGUGUGAACCAGUGCAACUAAAUAAAAACGUCUGCUAACAAAAUAAUUUACACCUCACAACGUUGGCCUCUACUAUGACUCGUAUAUGUACAACAACUAUCCUCUAUACCAGUUUGUUUUGUUACAUUGAUAGUUAAUUGAGCAGUAAGCGAAAUCGCAACAAAAAAAAGUAGUUAUAUUUACUAGUGAACUUUAUAUUUAAUUCAAAAUUACCAAAAUAAUUCUAGAUGUGUUUUUUCGAUUAAAACUUUCAUGAACUGUUCAAAAAUAUUAAAAAUAUGACGUACCAAAAAAUUUAGAUAUAAAAUGAGUAAAAAUAAAAAAAAUAUGAAAAACAAAAUGUGUAAGUAAAAAUAAAAAAAAUUUUAAUGAAAGCAAAAGAAAUUGAAAAAGCAAAAACACAAAACGAAAUUAAAAAUGUACUAACCAAAAGAACGCAUACAUGGUAAUGAAAAACAAUCAACUUGAAUGUGCAGCGACACGAUAGCAAAGCAAAUCAGCUCAGUGAAGAAUUUGUAACGAAUAAAAUGUUAAAAAAUAUGUAAAAACUUAUAUACGUAGGAAUGUAAGGGAAAACGAAAGCGUUAACGGAGAGUGGUUAAGCAAAAUACUACUGCAAACAUAUCUUGGAAAAUGGCCUGCUAAAGCAAAGAAUUUUAUAUUUUUAGUUGCCUUGCUGAGUUUAUUGCGAUUUAUAGAAAAUCGAUAAAAAUUUGCAUAAAUUAUUUUUACAUUUAUUUACAGCGAAUAUUUAGCAUAAACAAAUUAUUGGAAAAUUUUGAAUGCCAGUUUGAAGAGAAAUAUUUUUUGUGCGCACCAAACUACAAAUACUAAAUGUUAAAAAAUAUAUAUUUUUAAAUACAACAAAGUAGUGUAGCAGCAGUUAAUGUUAUAUACAAGCACAUAAGUACAUAAACAUCUCACAUACAUACAUACAUACCUACAUACAGCUAUAUAUCAACAUACUCGUAUAUAUGUAUAUGUUUAAGUGAGCCUUGCUGGCACUGAUGAAAUUUUAUGCAAGUACACAAAUAUGGAACAAAUUUCAAGGAGGUCUGAAGCUAGAAAUUUUGCAAAAAACAUAUGAAAAUUAUAGCAAACUAUGAAAUGUAAGGGCAAGUGGUACUGAACAAGUAUAGCUAAUGCUACGAAUUAUCGUAGGAAAUAUUUAAUUUAUUUAAACGAUUAUUUCAUAGCGCGUAUUUGUUGAAAAAAUUUGCAUUACAUUUAUUAGCUUAAUUUAUAAAAAAUAAGUUCUAGUUAAAAUAUUUUUACAAGUAUCUCUCAAGGGUUUUUUUAGUUGCAAUAGUGCUCAGGAAUUAUAAGAAGAAUUCGUAUUCUUAAGGAAAAUAUUUCUGUUUAAAAUAUUUAUUCUUACUAGGAUAUUUACAUUUAUAUUUUCAAUUAAAUUUAAUUAGUAAAUAUAAUAAAAUAAGAUAAAGCAAGAUUAAACAAAAUAAAUAAUAAAACUAAUAAAAGCUAAAAACUUAAAAACUAAUAUUAAAUUAAA